AUGACCGAUCGCCUCUGUCGCUGCGGCUGUGGUACCCACGCCGCAAGCUCGAGCCGUUCUCAGCCACCAAGCCGCUCUCUCAUCCCUCUCGCCACCUCGACCUCAUCAUCGCAACCCAAUACCGCUCGACCCUUGUCAGCCCCUGCUCCGCCCGUCGCCCGUCCUCGUCGGCGCACACUUCCAUCAUCCCCGCAACCACCGCUCCUUUUGGACUCCAGCAAUUCUCGGCAAGAAGCUUCCAUCACCAUGGCUGUCGCCCAAUCAUCGUCACGACGCACAAGGCGCCGACAUGCAUACGCGCACGGCAGCAGUAGCUUCUUGCUGCUUUUGGUCUCGCUGUGUGCUCUAAUUGGUGCAUCCGUCGCCAGCUCUGCACUUCCCUCCAUGACACCUGCACCUGCGCUUUCCACGAUCCAAGCAUUCCACACCCAGCCAAGUCAAGCUGCACCCACGCCCAUCCCAGCAUCGACCACCGCAGACCGAGAUUACCAGCAGCUGGCCGCCGAUGCAUCAACCUCCUCUGCGCCGCCCAAUCACAACGUCGAUGUCCAAGUGGCACAGCCAGUCGAAUGCGACUACAUGAACAUCACCUUUGACCCCAGCAGAGGCACCCCUCCCUACACCGUCAUGAUUAGCAUCGAAGACUACUGGCCUGUCACCGUCAGCCUGCCUGCCACCUACGACGACGCCUCCAAGGACCUAUGGCUCUACCAGUAUCCCGUCCCCUCCUUCACCGGCCCCACCAAGAACCCUUCGCUGAUCGUCACCGUCACAGACGCGUCCGGUCUCAUGGCAAACUCUUCCGCAUUUGUCCAGGUCAACAGCGCCCCCACCGGUGCAACAUGCGCACCCUUCGACUACGCCGGCUCCUUCUUCUUCUAUACCCAGGGAGCCGCCUCCAUGUGCCAAGACUACAGCAUCUUCUGGGACGGCAGCUACGCUCCCCCUGUCACCGCCGUCUUCCUCCCCGAAUUGGCACCGCCAAUCUACGUGCCCGCGCCCAGUCUGACCAGUUCAAACAUGUCCUGGGAGGUAGCCAUGCAGGGUGGCACUCGGUUCGUCAUGACCCUGGGCGAUAGCCGAGCCGUUGGCGGCAGCGGGGGUGUCUCCAAGCUCAACAUCGUUGCCCUCAACGAGUACUACACCGACUCAUGCAUCGCGCAAGCCAACUAUCAGCAUCGUGUCUUUGCUCCCGCCUCGACCGCUCCUCCCGCCUCGGUCUUCCCCGACGCCACAUCGACGCUCGCAUCUCUCACCACGAGUGGCGGCAUCGUCGCCACCGUGACCGUCAUCGAGACCAUCAAGAACGGUCGCACCGUCCACGGCAAAGGAGGCGGCGGACUCUCUUCGGUUGGCUUUCUUGUCGUCAUGAUCGUCGUCUUCGCCACCUUUGGCUUGAUGGGCGUCGCGCUCGGUUGGUUCUGCUACCGCCGUCGUCAGAAGCGAAAGCACAACAUCAAGGCCUGGGACCUGCCAAACUCCGAUCCUUCGGUCCCCUUCAACGCCGACCCCAACAUGCCCAUUGCUCCCGGCGUCUUUGGCCGCUCGGUCACUCGACAGGCCAGCACCAACACCCGCAACGCUGCAGAUCGAGCCAGCCUGUCCGGAGUGAGCAAUUACGAUCCGGUCUCCCUGUCGUCGCGGCCUCUCGGGCACGCGCCCUCGACACGUGCGUCGUUGCGAAGUUGGACAUCGAGCGCCUUUGAUCAUUUCCAUAUCGCCACAGGAGCACAGCAGACUGGCGCUCAUCAGCCCGCACACACGGGCGACUAUGCACUCAUGGAUGCGGGAAGUGCUGCCGCCGACGCACAUGUGUCUUCGCGUGGCGGCCAUCAUGCACGAUCGCCGACGUCUGGAACGCUGUCCAACAGCUCACGCGAAGCAUGGUCUCCUACCGAUUCCAUCCCACGCACUUUUGGCUUCUACUCGGACGACCCACAGACGCCGAGCUAUCUACAAAGCCGGACCGGCAGUCCGCCGUCGGUCUCGCGUUCCACGAGCGCGGAUGGAGCUUCUUCCAAGUCGACGCGCGUCGGUGCUGGGCCCACCUACCGUCCGGACGCCGCAUCGCAAGCUGCCUACCACGACUUGCUGGCCAGCAACACCACGCGCAUGAACUCGGUGCGCAAUGUCGCUGGCGCACGCACGCAGGGAUGGGCCGAUCUUUCGGGCGAGCAGCGUGAUGGCAGGCUGGUGGGCUCGGACCCGUCGACGCGCAUCGUUCGUCAUUCUGACGCUGGUCUUCUGCUGGACGACAAUGAUAACGGCGACGAGCUGAUCAACCUGCGCGAGGGACGGGUGAUGGAGCUUCCACCUCAGUACGACACCAUUCAUCCCUCGACGGGAUCGCAUCAGCGACCGCUGUACGAGCAAGCGGCCCAGUCGUACAGCCAGUCGUAUGGCGGGCAGCAGGGCACGCGAGCGCGACAGCACGUGCGUGCCCUCGACUCGGUCGACAUCUCCGAGGCUGGAAACCGGCCCGCUGAAGUGCAUGCGGCUGAUCUGGUCGACGAGAAUGAUGAUGAGUCGGCGUUCUGGGCCCACUGA
Moesziomyces antarcticus is the source of this 2547-nucleotide messenger RNA. RefSeq lists its product as uncharacterized. NCBI's taxonomy places the organism in Eukaryota, Fungi, Basidiomycota, Ustilaginomycetes, Ustilaginales, Ustilaginaceae. Bases 1 to 2547 code for a protein of 848 amino acids. The transcript has a single exon. The record is from RefSeq and is a predicted model, not a curated record.